AUGACUAUCAAAAAAUUAUCAAUGAAAAAUGAUGAGUCGAUUGAGUCUAAUAAUAUAUAUUUUGAGGUUGAGAAUAUUGUAAACCAUUAUACCGAGACGAAUGGUGCUUUUCGAUAUCUACUCAAAUGGAAGGGUUACAACGAAGAAGACAAUAGUUGGGUCAAUGAGGAAGACAUAAGCGCACCAUCUUUAAUCAGACUAUAUUGGUCAAACAAGAACAAUUUUAAUCGUAAGAGAUACCUUCCUAAAAAAGGAGCUAUUAGGACUAAUCGAGAUCGUAGAUCAUCUCGAAAGGCGAAAUAUCAUUUUGAUAAUCAACAAGAAUCUGAUUCAAGCACCAUUCAAGAAGCCAGCGUCUCGAGUGAUAAAAAUACCACCGGGAAUAGUGAUGAAAUUUCUAAGCUAUUACAAAGUGAUAAUGAAAAAAGCGAAAGCACAUACUAUUAUUUUACUUUCGAUAAUUGGGAAAAAUAUGCAACUAUUUUGAACGUUGUACGUAAUGAUACCAAAAUUUUUGUUCAUAUACAAUGGCCUGAUGGAACAGAAAAUCAUGUUAUUUCAAGCGAAGUAUACCAAAGAUGUCCAUUAAAGCUGAUCCAAUAUUACGAACGACAACUUUGUAUUCACAAAAAAGGGGAUGAAUAA
Molecule: messenger RNA, 645 nt
Organism: Funneliformis caledonium
Lineage: Eukaryota; Fungi; Glomeromycota; Glomeromycetes; Glomerales; Glomeraceae
Source: the annotation of a GenBank genome assembly